GCUCCGUCUCCGGCUUCUGUUUCUGCCAAGAUUGCCCUCUUCUUUUUGAGUUUUGAACACUCACCCAGCCAAACGCCACUGCGAGUCCCUAAACUUAAAACUCGGGAUUCGGGGAUCACACCAAGAUCAAGGGUUUAAAAACUUUUGGGUGUUUUUGGCCCCCCGCAAAAUUAGCGCUCCUCGGGAAAAAUGCCGCAGCUGAACGGUGGUGGAGGGGACGAUCUGGGUGCGAACGAUGAAAUGAUUUCCUUCAAAGACGAAGGCGAGCAGGAGGAAAAGAUUUCGGAGAACUCCUCAGCAGAAAGGGAUUUAGCAGAUGUCAAGUCUUCUCUCGUAAACGAGUCGGAAACGAAUCAAAACAGCUCUUCGGAUUCCGAGGCGGAAAGACGGCCUCCGCCUAGAUCUGAAAGUUUCAGAGACAAAACAAGAGAAAGUUUAGAGGAGGCUGCAAAAAGGCAAGAUGGAGGGCUGUUCAAGAGCCCACCGUACCCGGGCUAUCCAUUUAUAAUGAUUCCCGACCUCACGAGCCCGUACCUCCCGAACGGAUCGCUUUCUCCGACCGCGCGCACAUAUCUACAGAUGAAAUGGCCCCUGCUAGAUGUUCAAGCAGGAAGUCUUCAGAGUAGACAAGCACUUAAAGAUGCCAGGUCACCUUCUCCAGCACACAUCGUUUCUAAUAAGGUCCCCGUGGUACAGCACCCUCACCAUGUGCACCCGCUCACACCUCUGAUCACCUACAGCAAUGAGCACUUCACGCCUGGGAACCCCCCUCCACAUCUACAGGCAGACGUGGACCCCAAAACAGGAAUCCCAAGGCCUCCACAUCCUCCAGAUAUAUCACCCUACUACCCCCUGUCACCUGGCACUGUAGGCCAGAUUCCCCAUCCGCUAGGAUGGUUAGUACCACAGCAAGGUCAACCAGUUUACCCAAUCACGACGGGAGGUUUCAGACACCCCUACCCCACUGCCCUCACUGUCAAUGCGUCCAUGUCAAGUCUUCUCUCCUCCAGGUUCCCUCCUCACAUGGUGCCCCCUCACCACAGUUUGCACACCACAGGGAUCCCCCACCCCGCCAUCGUCACACCCAACGUCAAGCAAGAGUCGUCUCACAGUGACAUCGGAUCCCUCAACAGCUCGAAACAUCAGGAUGCGAAAAAGGAGGAGGAAAAGAAGAAGCAGCCGCACAUAAAGAAACCUCUGAACGCGUUCAUGCUUUAUAUGAAGGAAAUGAGAGCCAAAGUGGUGGCGGAGUGCACACUGAAAGAGAGCGCAGCUAUCAACCAGAUCCUAGGCCGAAGGUGGCACGCUCUGUCACGAGAGGAGCAGGCCAAAUACUACGAAUUAGCCAGGAAAGAACGACAGCUUCACAUGCAGCUGUACCCCGGCUGGUCGGCACGAGACAACUAUGGGAAAAAGAAGAAGAGAAAAAGGGAAAAGCAGGCAGGAGAGGGCAAUGAACACAGAGAAUAUUUUCCAAACCCUUGCCUUUCACUCCCUCCGAUUACAGAUCUGAGCGCCCCAAAGAAGUGUCGCGCACGCUUCGGGCUCGACCAGCAGAAUAACUGGUGUGGCCCAUGCAGUCCCAACCUCUUGUCUUUCUGUUCUAAUACAAGCAGUCUUUGAAUUGGGAAUAUGUUGAUGGAGAAAAAAGAAGUGCAUUCGCUACAUUCAAGGUGAAGGCAGCUGUGCCAGUCCUCCCUCUUCGGACGGAAGCUUACUAGAGUCCCCCCCAUCCUCCCCCUCCAUGAUUUCUCCCUCCCCGUCUUCGAAAGAGUCCAAACCACAGACUGAACAAAUGCAACCUCUCUCACUGACUAUGAAACCUCCUCCCCUGUUAUCGUCAUCCCAACACCAACACCUCUCCAUGGCUCCACCUCCACCCUUAGCACUGUUGGACAACUCCGGGGCGGGCAAAACGUCCGGCUCGGCACACAACGGUUCUUUGGACCCCUCAGACGUGUCGUCGUCCCGAUCCACAGGCUCCGCCUCCUCCAGGCCCAUAUCUGCGUGUCAUUCCCACUCUCUGCUGCCCAGCUCCGCCCCGACGCAACCCCUUUCGCUCGUAACCAAGUCAAUAGACUAGCUUUGUUGUCUUCUUUUAAAACCCGCUUUCUCUGUCUGUCUGUCUGUAUGUCUGUCGC
Messenger RNA from Danio rerio (zebrafish), 2141 nucleotides. RefSeq names its product transcription factor 7 like 2 (gene tcf7l2). The record is from RefSeq and is marked validated. Gene Ontology annotation, cellular component: nucleus. Gene Ontology annotation, biological process: cell proliferation in dorsal spinal cord; generation of neurons; heart development. Lineage: Eukaryota; Metazoa; Chordata; Actinopteri; Cypriniformes; Danionidae. Gene Ontology annotation, molecular function: DNA binding.